AAAACUUGGUCCGUACUAAAAGAAGAAAAAGACAGCAACAACGUGAGGCAGCAAAAGGAACUCCUCUACUACAUACCUUUUGGAAUCAAGAAAAAUUACAGGCUAGUAGAGAAGAAUUGUAUGAUAAACAGUCAGAGAAUGAAGAUCAGUUGAAGAAAGUCAAUGAGAAACAAUCGGAGAAUAAAGAUCAGUUGGAGGAAGUCAAUGAGAAUAAGGAAGAUUUUGGGAAAUUGUCAGAGGACAAGAUUGAAGCUUGUAAUUUACUUAAAAAAAUUCCAGCCGCUCUUGAAAAUCUAGCAUUAGAUAUCGAAAAAAAAAACAUAAAUAGUGAGGUUUGGGUUCGUCUUAAUAGCAUUCAUUUUUAUCUUCAGCUUGUUAAAAAUAAUCAUCAAAAAAUGGAAGCAAGUAAAAUCAUUGCAGAUACAGCAGGAAAAGGGGUGUAUCAUGCUAGGUGCAUUCGGCUCGGAUUUGCAUCACCUCCAACAAUUUCUCUCAAUACUGCUAAAAAUUAUUUAAAAGAGCUUGAGUAUGUCUAUAAAAGAGUAAAAAAAGGUAUUUAUAUAGAUGGACAUAAGAGAGAAGAUGUAGUAGCUUAUUGGGAGAUAUUUUUGUAG
This is a messenger RNA of Racocetra persica, 614 nucleotides long. NCBI's taxonomy places the organism in Eukaryota, Fungi, Glomeromycota, Glomeromycetes, Diversisporales, Gigasporaceae. The record is from the annotation of a GenBank genome assembly.